Messenger RNA from Solea senegalensis (Senegalese sole), 4382 nucleotides. RefSeq names its product beta-2 adrenergic receptor-like. Gene Ontology annotation, biological process: adenylate cyclase-activating adrenergic receptor signaling pathway; norepinephrine-epinephrine-mediated vasodilation involved in regulation of systemic arterial blood pressure; negative regulation of smooth muscle contraction. Gene Ontology annotation, cellular component: membrane. The record is from RefSeq and is a predicted model, not a curated record. Gene Ontology annotation, molecular function: beta2-adrenergic receptor activity; norepinephrine binding. The transcript is spliced from 3 exons. The coding region runs from base 296 to 1858 and encodes 520 amino acids. NCBI's taxonomy places the organism in Eukaryota, Metazoa, Chordata, Actinopteri, Pleuronectiformes, Soleidae.
GUGUGGCUGAGAGCAGAAUGACUGUGUUGAUAACAUGAGAGAGUGCACAGGAAAGACAGGGCGACGGGUGGUGUGUGUGUGUAUCAGUAUGUGGCUGCGUGUGUGUGUGUGUGUGUGUGUGUCACUCACACACGCAAAAGUAGACGGUCAUAACUCUGCAAUAGAGGGAAGGAGCUAGAAGCUGCCGACAAACACAUUAUGAUGAAACUGUGCGCGGAUUUAAAGGCGUCUGGAUUAAGAAAUCACUUGAUCAUAAACAACAGGACAGAGCCUGGAAAUAAGAAAACUGACAAUCAUGGCAUCCCCACACACUUUGUCAUCACUGGAUAACGUGUCACAGGAUGGCAACUUCUCAAGAGACUCGGAUCUGUCAGCAAGCUCUUUGGAGUACACAGAUCUGGUUCUGCUCGGUGUUGCGAUGGCCAUUCUCGUUCUGGCCAUAGUUUUUGGUAAGUUUGACACAUUUCUUCAAUUGAUUGGUUGGUUGAGGAAUCAAAUUUACUCUUUUGUCUUGUGUCAAGGAAACGUCCUCGUAAUUACGGCCAUCCUGCGGUUCCAGCGGCUUCAGACUGUCACCAACCUCUUCAUUGCCUCUCUGGCUGUCGCUGACCUCAUCAUGGGCUUGGUAGUCGUGCCCUUUGGGUCCAGCUACAUUCUCCUGGAGCGCUGGCAGUUUGGAAACUUCAUGUGUGAGUUCUGGACAGCGGCUGAUGUGCUGUGUGUGACAGCCAGUAUCGAAACACUGUGCGUGAUCGCACUGGAUCGCUACCUUGCCAUCACCAUGCCGCUCCGCUAUCCAAUGCUUCUCACCAGGGGUCGGGCUUUGGCGGUGAUCCUUGGUGUGUGGGUAGUGGCCUCUCUCAUCUCCUUCCUGCCCAUUCACCUGAAGUUGUGGGUGUCACAGGAGGAGCCGGCUCAACGGUGCUUGGCCGACAUGUACUGCUGUGACUUCAACACCAACGCGGCAUAUGCUGUGUCCUCCUCUAUCGUGUCGUUCUACCUGCCGCUGGUGGUGAUGAUUUUCUUGUACACCCGGGUCUUCCAGGAGGCCCAGAAACAGUUGGAGAAGAUAAGGGGGAGGAAGAAGCAUUUCUAUAAUUUACAUUAUACGGCACAUCUGGCUUAUCCUGAUGACAGUCCCGCAAUGAAUAAAUUGAGGGCAGGAGCUGGCGUGGGGACGCAAGCAGGAGAGGACAAGCUAAAUAUGCAAAACACAGAAGGUGUGGACGCAACUCAAGAAGAAGUUGGGGGAGAGAACAGAGCAAGGACGGAAAAAGGGGAAGGAAGACACUCUGCCGCUAAACGUCUGAAGUUCUGUUUGAAGGAGCACAAGGCUGUAAAAACUCUGGGGAUUAUCAUGGGAACCUUCACACUGUGUUGGCUGCCCUUCUUUAUCCUCAACAUCCUCAUGACCUGCCUCCACUUGGGUGAUAUUACGCUGCUUUUCAGACUCCUGAACUGGCUAGGUUACUCCAACUCAGCCUUCAACCCGCUCAUCUACUGCCGCAGCCCUGAUUUCAGAUACGCCUUCCAGGAAAUACUCUGUUUGAGGGCCAAGGGAGGAGGCUGGGGCGGGAGGAGAGGAGGAUGGGGAUGUUGCAGUAAGAGAGAUUGGUACACCAAGAACUCCGGUAGGACAAAUGGGGACCUGAACGGUGUCAAAGAACUGGGCGCGCACCAGAGGUCAGGAUGGGAGGGCAGUGUGGACGGAUCUCUCCGAGACAGCCCGCUCAGUCUGGCCUCCCCUUCUUCUUCAUGUGAGCAGGUUUUAGAAGUAGCUCCAGGUUCUCUGACAAACCAGCGGGCGAACACUUCUGCUAAUGGAAGGUGUAAGGAACAUCGGGCAUCUAUUGCUUGACCUGAUAGGAUAUUAGAAUUCACACUUAGGAGUUACCAAUGAUUUGAUGAAGCUUAUCAUAAUGUUUUGUAUGGUUUGAGGCUGUAGCUUUGUUGUCAGUCUGUUAAAUGUGUUUCUCUCAAUGUCCGUGGGUUUUACUUGUGUUUACGGUGUCAUUUUUCUGCUAAUAACACUGUAGAUCACAACCAAAGGUGUCACAUCAGGAUAAGCAGCGCCCAAAGCUGAGAGUCCAUAUGGUUUUUUUUAGAAACCCCCUAAAUUUUAGGGUCAGCUAUAGUUGACUGCAAUGACAUGAUGAUUGGAAAUCCCACGAUCUAAGGCCCAGGGCCACUAGCUGGAUGCCCCAAAGAUUACUUUUGGGCCCACUGACAUUCUUGUAAUGACCCUGAUAACAACAACAAAGGCAGCGACACCGUAAACUAUGGUCUGCAGCAUGUGUCUGCUUUAAAACAGGUCUGACUUAAACCUUCAAACAACUGCAUUCACAGAGUGAAGCCAAACAUUUGGAUCUUCAGCAGACUAGUGCUUAAACCAGGGCUAUCACUGAAAGACAUUUGUGUUUCUGUAAAUCCCAUGUUUAUCUCCGGAUAACAGACAGGCAACGUUAUAAUGGGCUGCAUAUGAUUUUCUACUGACAUAAAGGGCAAAUAAAAGAUUUAAGGACACAUGUGCUUUUAAAUGCAUUGCUGUGUGUACGUGAAAGCGUUCAAUAACUGCUGGAUAUAUAUAAAAAAAAAGACAGUAAAAAACAGCAAUGAAAUAUCUGGCAUGCUGAUGCAUUCCAAAAUGCUUAUUCAAUGAAGUAUGAAGCAAAACCUGUGAAGUUGUAACAAAAACUGCCAAUCAUCAAUGGACUGUGUUUAUCUUUGCAUUUCUGAAUGUUUAGUAAUGUACUGCUGCUCAUGAACAUUAUUGUCAUGCUUCUGUACUCAGACCGGAGACAGAUUUUCAUAAUUAUUACAUGAUUAUUACAUUUAAAUCACAGCGAUUGAAGAGAAGCGUGCAAUUUGAAUUGUCUUGCAAAAUGACAAUGGUCAAUGGUUAAAGACCUUUAUAGAUGGCUUUAAUUUAACAUUUAACGUGCCAUAUGAAUGUUCAUCUAUUUAUAUAGUCGUCGGCGAAGACUAACUGGGGCUGAGACACCACCUGAGCAACGUCCAAACCAACUGCAGCUUAUGUGUAACCAAAGGGCUGAAUGCACACGCCUGAAUUUAGCACCACGUGUACAAUGCUAAUGGCUACAAACGUGCAUCCAAACAAAGCGCCCACCAAGCAGAGACGGGCGGGAAAAAAAACACUUUAUUUGCCCUCUGACUAAAAGUCUUAGUUGAAGGAGAGUCACAUUUCAGGCUCACAAAAAAACAAACUCAAACAAUCCAAAACAGGCCAUUCCUUCCUGAUAAACCUCACAUGACGGUCCAAACUCAUUAAGUGCUGUGUAUUUAUGUGUCAGAUAAACAUGAAAGACCCAGACAUGUCACUUUCAUAACUGCGCAGUCUCUCCCUCUGUUCUGGUCCUUUCAUCCCAGAACAGAACAGAGAGAUAUGAUGUUUCCCUCCAGAACAUUAUAUUUACAUCUGCUUUAGAUGGGUUUUUUUUUUUAUAGGUAUAUGUUAUCUGUCAGACAGGGGCGGGGAGAUCAUUUUCAUGUACUGUUUCCAUAACAUCACAUAACACUGUACAAACAUCGCUUUAUCCUCAGGUACAACCGGAACAGGUCAGCAGUUCAUCACAGAUGAUUAACUAUUCACUCUCACGGUCAAUUCAGAGUGUCCAACUAAUCUAAUCCCCCAUUUACCCGAGAGAGAGAACCCUCAUGCACACGGGGAGAGACCGUCUUGCUGUGAGCCAACAAUGUCUCCCACAGACCCCACAGAUGGGUCAUGGGAGACAUUUUUGGCUUCAGGUUUUUCAGGCUUUUACUUAGAAACUAUUUAUUGUUUUGAAUAACACAUGUUUUACCUCAGCCAAGAUAACAUCAGGUGUUAAAGUCUGUAAGUUAAGUUAUAUUAGUGGCAGUAAAAAUAGUCCGGAAUGUUCUAUAUAAUGCACAUAUUUAUAAUGCGCUUCAUAUUUGUCAUUGUUUUUUUUUUAAAGGGUCCCUGUGUGAUAUAAGUUUUGGAAAAACAGAUAUACAUUAUUAUAUACUCUGUAUGUAUAUUUAUAGUGUGUACACAUUUUGGAAAUAUCCUCCCCAUGCAGCCCUGCAUCGACUUGACAAAUAACUAUGUGAAAUGUUAAAAAAAAGAAAGAAAGAAAAAUGAGGAUCAAUAACAGGUGACUGUUUACUCUAAAUAUGAUCUGCAUACUGUACGUCUGCCUGUGUGUAUGUUUUGUGCACAUGUUAUUAUUGACUGUUUUAAAACUUGAAGCAUGUUGUUGGAUAUUGUAGCUGGGGUAAAAAAAAGCUGAGUUUAAAAUGCUUUCUGGCGAUUGUCUGAAUUCACAGGCACUGAUUGUACUGUCCUGUAUAAUAAACCUAAUUUAUGUGGUUCUCCAAAAGGUAAGAAAGGAGAUAAAGUA